AUUGCUUCAAAAAAUGCAAACACCCAGCAACAAACUUCCGAAAAGAAGCGGUCAUGUUGUAAAGAAAAGGAACAUAAAAUUGUUUCCAGCAGUAUUGCCAGUUUAAGUGGAACGACCGUAAUUGGACUGAGUUUCACUAGUGAUUUCGAAAAGCAAAUCGAUCAUCUUCGCCACAGAAAACGAAGUCUCGAACGUUACGCGAAGUCUGUUAAGCCGAAGGUCCAUAAACUAAAGCAGUUGCUUUCACAGUUGACUGUCGGCGACCCUGACCCUGAGGGGAACAUCAAGUUCGCUUCAGAGGGAGAUCCGUGGGUGUUAGACAGAACGGAGAAGAUCCUGCAAUCGUUCGACAAGAGAGACUCUGAGCUGAGGGACAUCGUCAAGGAGCUUAGGGAAAACAAUUCGGCCUUGGAGAAACGCCUGGCACAUGAAGAAGACAUGAAGGCAAAGGUGAAACAGCUGCAAACAGAGCUGCGAUCCAAAAUUCGUGAAGCUACCGUACUCAAUGUCAAAGUAGACGAGCUGACAGGUUUAAAAAUAGCCUAUGAGCAGCGUCUGGCCGAUUUUGAAAAGACGAGUGAAAAUGACAGCUUGAUUAAAGGAGGUGAAAGUCCUGGACUAUUGGAUGCAGAAAUACAAGGAAUAAAUGAAGUGUCACCGAAAAUAGACCAAGAUUUGGAUUUUGUGACGAUGAAGUUGAUCCCUCUAAUUAACGAAUUGUUCGACCUGAAGCAGUUCAGUCAACAUAUAUUAUCGAGUGAUCGACAAGAAAAAAAGGAUAUUCGGCAAAUUUUGAAGAUGCUGAGCGCUGUUUUUCGCACAAUGGGCAACCGAGAAAGCUUUAUGGAAUUUCUGGAUUUCGCUAAAUUGAUGUCUUCUGAAAACAAGCGCUUAAUGAACGAGAUCAAAGAGAUUGAGCAACAGCUGACGAAAAUGGAAGGGGAAUUAAAAUGUGCAAAAGAACAGCUGGCCUCAAAGGAAGAACUUACCCGUGAAGCUAGUGCAGCAUUGAUAAAAGACUUGUCAAAAACUUGCAAACUGCUGAAAAAAUUCAAGAAAAAAUAA
Soboliphyme baturini is the source of this 1065-nucleotide messenger RNA. The record is from the annotation of a GenBank genome assembly. NCBI's taxonomy places the organism in Eukaryota, Metazoa, Nematoda, Enoplea, Dioctophymatida, Soboliphymatidae.